This is a messenger RNA of Postia placenta MAD-698-R-SB12, 1626 nucleotides long. RefSeq lists its product as hypothetical. The record is from RefSeq and is a predicted model, not a curated record. The coding region runs from base 1 to 1626 and encodes 541 amino acids. Lineage: Eukaryota; Fungi; Basidiomycota; Agaricomycetes; Polyporales; Adustoporiaceae. Gene Ontology annotation, cellular component: fungal-type vacuole membrane. Gene Ontology annotation, molecular function: transmembrane transporter activity. The transcript is spliced from 12 exons. Gene Ontology annotation, biological process: transmembrane transport.
AUGGCCGAGGGUGAAAUGCAGCGGCAUGGCGAUGUGCGCAGCCGACGAAUAUGCGGGCUCGCACGGUGGGCGACUCUGCGGACGUGCUCCCGCGCGACGGGAGAGCCUUGCGCUCCCACCGUCCGUCUUUCCCUUUACUCCUCUCCCUCCCCCGCUGCCGAUUCGGGCAUGUCUCUCGCGACGUCCGACUCCAGCUUCACCCCCUCCAAGGAACUCGACCACAACCUCCCCGAUUCAGCUCAUGCAGAGAAAGCCCAGUCACAGGACUGGUCCGAGCCCCCAGAUGGCGGCGUGGUGGCGUGGUUGACCAUCGCUGGCGCAUGGUUUGUGCAGUUUGCGACCUUCGGCUACAUCGGCGCGUUCGGCGUGUAUCAAGACUACUAUACCACGCAUUUCCUGACCCAGCAGACAGCCUCCAACGUCAGGUACAGUAGCGUCUCGCGCGUCUGCUCCCACGCGCCGCUCAUCGCGCGACCCAACAGUUGGAUAGGCAGUCUCCAGCUCUGCCUCAUGUACGCCCCUGGUGUCUUUGUCGGGCGGGCGUUCGACGCGGGUCUUUUCCACCACCUUGAGAUCAUCGGCUCGCUCCUCUACGUGCUCUGUAUCUUUCUGCUGUCGCUGGCCAAGCCCGAACAAUAUUACCAGGUCUUCCUCGCACAGGCUGUCGGCAUGGGCGUUGGCCUCGGCAUGACCUUCCUCCCCUCGCUCAGCAUCGUCGCGCACCACUUCCGCCGCCGCCGCGCCCUCGCAACCGGCAUCGUCGUCAGCGGCGCGUCCGCAGGCGGAAUCGUGUUCCCGAUCAUGCUCAACCACCUGCUCAGCGACACCCGCGUCGGCUUCGGCAACGCCGUGCGUGCGAGCGGCGCCGUCGUCGGCGCGGCGCUGCUCGUCGGAAACUGCCUGAUGCGCACGCGCCGGCCGCCCGCGAAGACGGACGGGGCGCACGCGCGUCUGCGCUGGACGGAGAUGCGCGACGUCGUGUGGGACGGCGCGUACCUGUGGUCGAUCAUGGGGGCAUUCUUCACGAACCUGGGCGCGUACGUGCCGUUGUUCUAUCUGCAGCUGUUCGCGGCGGACCACGGUGUGGACGUGCGGAUCACGACGUACUGUCUGGCCAUGCUGAACGCGGGGAGCAUCGUGGGCCGCCUGCUGCCGACGUUCCUCGCAGACCGCCUCGGCGUGUACAACAUGCUGCUGCCGGCGAUCGGGAUGUGCGCGGCGCUCAUCUUUGCGGUCUUCGGCGCGACGAACCCGGCGGGCGUCGUGCUCGUCGCGGUGCUCUUCGGCUUUGCGUCCGGCGCGUACAUCUCGCUCAUCCCCUCGCUGCUCGUCUCGCUGUGUCGGAAUUUCGGCGAACUGGGCGUGAAGAUGGGCUGCGCGUACACGGUCGUCGCGGCCGCACAGCUGGUCGGCAACCCCAUAGCGGGCGCGCUGCUCGGGGGGUCGGCGCCGCUCAAGUGGUGGCGCGCGAUCCUGUUUACAGGCGUGAGUGCUCCUCCUAUGAUUCUGCAGAACGGCAGGCCUGACCCUCGCCCCCCCCCAAAGCUGUGUGCCCUCGUCGGGCUGCUGUGCAUGACCGUGUCGCGGACGCUCUUUGUGCGGCGGAAGGGCCGGCAGCGGGUGUAG